ACCACUCCCCUGCCCCCUCAGUGUCCCCCGCCCUGGGCCUCAGCCAUGAAGCCCCAUCCCGGGCCCGAGGAGGCCCGGCGGCCAGCUUCGGACAUCCGUGUGUUUGCCAGCAGCUGCACGCUGCAUGGGCUGGGCCAUGUCUUUGGCCCCGGGGGCCUGACGCCACGCCGAGGGCUGUGGGCCGCUGCCGUGCUCCUGUCGCUGGCCACCUUCCUCUACCAAGUGGCUGAGAGGGUGCGCUACUACGGGGAGUUCCACCAUGAGACCGCCCUGGAUGAGCGCGAGAGCCACCGGCUCACCUUCCCCGCUGUCACCCUGUGCAACAUCAACCCGCUGCGCCGCUCCCGCCUCACGCCCAACGACCUGCACUGGGCCGGGCCCGCGCUGCUGGGCGUGGAGCCCGCCGAACACGCUGCCUUCCUGCGUGCCCUGGGCCAGCCCCCCGCGCCGCCCGGCUUCAUGCCCAGUCCCACCUUCGACCUGGCUCGACUGUACUCCAGGGCCGGGCACAGCCUGGAGGACAUGCUGCUGGACUGCCGCUACCGAGGCUGGCCAUGCGGGCCUGAGAACUUCACCGUGGUCUUCACCAGGAUGGGUCAGUGCUACACCUUUAACUCCGGCGCCAACGGGGCAGAGCUUCUCACUACUCCCAAGGGCGGCAUGGGCAACGGGCUGGAGAUCAUGCUGGAUGUGCAGCAGGAUGAGUACCUGCCCGUGUGGAGGGACAUGGAGGAGACCCCGUUUGAGGUGGGGAUCCGAGUGCAGAUCCACAGCCAGGAGGAGCCGCCCACCAUCGACCAGCUGGGCUUUGGGGCAGCCCCUGGCUACCAGACCUUCGUGUCCUGCCAGCAGCAGCAA
This is a messenger RNA of Ailuropoda melanoleuca (giant panda), 858 nucleotides long. Its product is annotated as acid-sensing ion channel 3. The transcript has 3 exons. The annotation marks the transcript as partial. Gene Ontology annotation, biological process: sodium ion transmembrane transport. NCBI's taxonomy places the organism in Eukaryota, Metazoa, Chordata, Mammalia, Carnivora, Ursidae. Gene Ontology annotation, molecular function: ligand-gated sodium channel activity; pH-gated monoatomic ion channel activity. The record is from RefSeq and is a predicted model, not a curated record. Gene Ontology annotation, cellular component: plasma membrane.